This is a messenger RNA of Gadus macrocephalus (Pacific cod), 984 nucleotides long. RefSeq names its product nucleolar protein interacting with the FHA domain of MKI67 (gene nifk). Lineage: Eukaryota; Metazoa; Chordata; Actinopteri; Gadiformes; Gadidae. Gene Ontology annotation, cellular component: nucleolus. Gene Ontology annotation, biological process: maturation of LSU-rRNA from tricistronic rRNA transcript (SSU-rRNA, 5.8S rRNA, LSU-rRNA). The record is from RefSeq and is a predicted model, not a curated record. The transcript is spliced from 6 exons. Gene Ontology annotation, molecular function: RNA binding. The coding region runs from base 157 to 984 and encodes 275 amino acids.
AACCCUGGCUUCCUGUGUUCCUGCUCUCCGUUGUCACCACAUGGGCCACCGGAUGAAAACUCAACACACCAACGUGGUUCUCCCAGGUUGUUGUGGUUUUACUCGAAAGUGCUCUACAUUUACCACUUUUUGAAAAAUAAUCAAACAUCAGGAAACAUGACAGAGGGUGGAAAAGCCGCGACGGCCAAAGCUCCCAAGGAGCUUCUGGCCCUGAACCCCGAAGAGGAGUCUGCGUUUAGGAAGAAGGUCCGGGCGGUGAAGAAGAGGCCAAAACAGUUCAGCGGUCUGAGUCCAGGUGUAGUUUAUGUCGCACAUCUGCCCAGAUCUCUUGGAGAGAAAGAACUAAAGAUAUACUUCCAGCAGUUUGGGAAGAUCUUGAGAUUGCGCCUGUCAAGAAGUAAAAAGACGGGUGGCAGCAAAGGAUACGCCUUCAUUGAGUAUGAAUGCGAUGAGGUGGCCAAGAUCGUUGCUGAGACCAUGAAUAAUUACCUCAUGCGAGAGCGGCUGAUCAAAUGUCAACUGAUUGCACCAGAGAAGGUGCACAUGAGUCUGUUUACGGGCUCAGAGAGGAAGUUCAAAGACCCCAUAUUUCCUGCCGUGAAGCGGUACAACAUGGUCCACACAGAGGACGGCAUAGCCAAGAUGACCGGAAAACUUCUGCGCAAGGAAUCCAAGCUCCGCAAGAGGCUGUCGGCUAAAGGCAUCGACUAUGAAUUCCCCGGUUUUUUUUCUCAGGUUCCAAAGAAGGAGAGAUCCGAGAAUGCUGACAUCUCAACUUGCAGCGACAUCACCCCGCUCUGCACACCCUCAGUCCUGGAGCGCAGAAAGUCUCAGAUCCAACCAAACAACGACACAGAUGAGGAAGAUGAAGAGGUCACCGUGAAGCUGCCCCUGGGCGAUGAAUAUGAGGAAGACAUCAGUGAGGAGGAAAUGGAUGAAAUCCUUGAGACAAAGAAGCCAUCAGAAGGAGACGAAGCUGAUUGA